UUUUUUUCACGCAACGACUGACCAAAAUGUCGAAGGAAAAAUUUCCCAUUCCCCUAGAGUUUCAAUCCCAGCUCCGGUUCGUUGAGUUGCAGGACACGCGAAGCAACGCCGAAAUCCUCGAAACCCUGACUAAACAUGACCCCAUCACCUCGGAGAAGAAUGUCUGGACAUACUGGCACGCUGGAGUCAUGGCUAUGCCUGCAUGGUGCCAGCGAAAUAUCAUAAAUUGGGUGCGACUCCUCGGUCCAAGCUGGACUGUCCGCGUCCUCGACGCCGUUCCUGGAUCUGCGAAUCACGCACUGUCAUGGAUUGUUCCGGGCGAGCUUCCGGUAGCUUUUGUAAAAGGCACGAUGGAGGGACCCUAUACUGGCCCACACAGUGCAGAUUUUCUCCGGGGCGCAGCCAUCUACAAUUUCGGCGGUGUGUGGAUGGAUGUUGGCUGUAUCUUGAUCCGCCAUCUGGACAAUGUCUGUUGGGAUCAGCUGAGCGAUGAAAAGAGCCCGUUUACAGUGAGCGUGCCGUGGAUGUAUGGGCAGAUUGUGGCAAAUCAUUUUUUUGCUGGGAGAAAGGGUGACCCAUUUAUCAAACGAUGGCAUGAUCUCUUCUUGCACUUCUGGCAAGGUCAAAACGACCAUCGAAACAUCAUUAAAUCACCCCUCAUCGGCUUUGUCAAGGAUAUCGACUUCUCAGCAUCCCAAGAGCGAGGCUUCAAAUGGGAUUUCAAAGUUGACGCAGCUACAGUCAUGGGCUACAUCGGGCAAGUCAUGGCGUGGACACGUCUGGCUUGGCUCGAGGAACCUAAUGGCGGCUUCAACGGCGUCGAGUACUACGCUAAUAAGGUAUUGCUGUUUGAUAGCUUGACUGAAUCUUGGGCUGCGGAGCAGAUCGUCGGGUUUGAAGGGAAAGGUUUGUUCGAUGCGUUUACGACAAGGCGGGAUGCAGAUCCGGAAUCGGAGGAGUACAAGAAGGCGUAUGAAACCAUUUGGAGGUUGUUAACGAAAAGCAGUUUGCAGAAGAUUACGCAUGGGAAGGGCUUGACUCACAGUCCUGCCUGUGGUCUGCUGCUCGAUCAACCAGAGAAUGAAGGGAAGGAUAUGGGGUCAGGGACGUUUGCAGAGUUGUUGAGAUAUGGUUGUGUGCACUUUGAACAGACAAGGGAGGCUAUUGACUAUGUAAAGGCGGAGAAGCCAGCUCCCGAGGUUAUUAUUCGGAAGGGCUUGACGGAACCGUGAGCAUUGAGACUAGAUCCAAGUGUUAAUCUACAGAAGACACAUGGGUAGUAUCAGGAUUUACCAAACGAAUACUCGAGAAAUUGCGUAGUU
Molecule: messenger RNA, 1322 nt
Organism: Lindgomyces ingoldianus
Lineage: Eukaryota; Fungi; Ascomycota; Dothideomycetes; Pleosporales; Lindgomycetaceae
Exons: 2
Coding region: 27-1232 (401 amino acids)
Molecular function (GO): glycosyltransferase activity
Source: RefSeq, a predicted model, not a curated record